Amoebophrya sp. A25 is the source of this 530-nucleotide messenger RNA. The record is from the annotation of a GenBank genome assembly. NCBI's taxonomy places the organism in Eukaryota, Dinophyceae, Syndiniales, Amoebophryaceae.
UUUCACUACGUCUUGACAAGUUUGAGAUCAUUCUGGAUUCAAUUCUUUGACGAUUCAUCUAUAGUGCUACCCGUUGAGUUAGGAUGUGAUAACUCUGGAUCGAUCAAAUAUUCAGAGAACAAAACCGGAGCUGCUAGUCGAUUGAAACAUAUCGACAUCAGGGAUGCUAUGAUUAGGGACUUCUGUACUAGAAGACUCAUAAAACCAAUUUGGCACAGUACCAAAUUGAAUAAGUCAAACGGACUCACUAAAGUAACUACUGACGCAGAUUUCUUUGAUUUCUUGAGGCUAAACCAAGUGAUUGAGAUUUUAGUUUCUCUACUAGUGUUCCCUAUCUUUCAAGCAUUAGGACAAAGCUGAAGGUUUUAAGUAACAGGAAACUACAGCAACAUUUUCCAAAAAUAAAAACCUCGCCACCUCUCCCACAACAGAGCAAAAGGAGUAGCCCUCUAUUUGCAGAAACAAGGAGCACGGGGAGGCUGUUGCGAAUAAAUGGAUCCAUGAAACGAAUCAAGACCGUCAGGGUGGCA